UCAAACCUAGAAGCCAACAAACUCAACGCCGAAGUAGUCACACAGGAGAAAACAUCGAGUGGAUGUCUCGCAAAUUUGAAGCCAGGGGAUCUUGACAUCAGGUAAAGAAACAAAAUGGAGCUGAAACCUUUAUUGAAGAAGCUGGGCUCAACAGUCCGCGCCAUCUUCACUUUCUCCUUUGCUCUGCUGGUCUUGGGCGUGAUGGUGUGGGCCUAUGUUGAUGGUUUCCAGCUGGCGACAUCCAAGUAUGGAAUCAUCUCCUUUGGCUUUUAUGGACUGCUCCUCUCACUCCACGUGUUGGUCCAGAGCUUUUUCGCUUUUAUUGAGCAUCGGCGAAUGAAAGCGCGCACAAACCCCUGCACCUUCACCAAAACCAUCGGCUUCACUAUUUCAGCCUACCAGGAGGACCCUGUGUAUCUGAGAGAGUGCCUCAACUCCAUCAGGGCCCUCAAGUAUCCUCCUGAGCUGCUGCGCAUCAUCAUGGUGAUAGAUGGGAACUCAGAUGAUGACCGGUAUAUGAUGGAAAUGUUCAGGGAGGUGUUCGCAGACCAAGACCCUGGCUGUUAUGUGUGGAAAAACAACUACCACACUUGGGACCCCACACAGGCACAGCAGGAGGUGAAAAUGGCAAUAGGACCAGGAGGGGAUGCAGAUUAUGCCAUAGGUGAGGAUCCACAGCGAAAAGACGUUGAGCACCUGAUCCAGAGCAAGAGGUGCGUGUGCAUCAUGCAAAAGUGGGGCGGCAAGCGGGAGGUGAUGUACACAGCGUUUAAAGCACUCGGGCCAUCAGUUGACUAUAUACAGGUGUGUGACUCUGACACCAAGCUGGACUCUCUGGCCACCGUGGAGCUGUGUAAAGUGUUGGAGAGCAACCACAAGUACGGUGCAGUGGGAGGAGAUGUGAUGAUCCUCAACCUGAAAGACUCUUACAUCAGCUUCAUGAGCAGUCUGAGGUACUGGAUGGCUUUCAACAUCGAAAGGUCCUGCCAGUCCUUCUUCAACUGUGUGUCCUGCAUAAGUGGUCCUCUGGGUCUCUACCGGAACGAUCUCCUCCAACAGUUUCUGGAGUCCUGGUACAAUCAGAAGUUUUUGGGAACUCACUGCACAUUUGGUGACGACAGACAUCUUACCAACCGAAUGCUGAGCAUGGGCUAUGCUACAAAAUACACAGCUCGCUCCAAAUGUUACACGGAGACACCAGCUCAGUUCCUGCGCUGGCUCAACCAGCAGACUCGCUGGACAAAAUCCUACUUCCGUGAGUGGCUCUACAACGCAAUGUGGUGGCACAAGCACCACCUCUGGAUGACCUAUGAGUCCAUUGUCUCAGGUAUUUUUCCUUUCUUCGUCACCGCCACCAUCAUCCAGCUGUUCUGGACAGGCACUGUGUGGGACAUCCUCUGGAUCCUGUGCUGCAUCCAGCUCAUUGGGCUGGUGAAAGCAGCGUACGCCUGCAUCCUGCGCAGAGACAUAGUCAUGGUGUUUAUGUCCCUCUACUCGGUUCUGUACAUGACCAGCCUGCUGCCAGCUAAGUACUUUGCUAUAAUCACCAUGAACAAAAGCAGCUGGGGGACAUCAGGCCGGCGUAAGAUAGUAGGGAACUACAUGCCCCUCCUGCCUCUGUCGGUAUGGGCCACCAUUUUAUUAGGUGGGCUUGGUUAUACAAUCUACAAGGAAAGUCAACUGGAUUGGUUUACUCCUGCCAAAAUACUGGAGACAAAGUUUAUUGUGUAUGGCUGCGUGGCGUACAUAUUCUACUGGCUGUUUAUGAUGCUCCUCUACUGGGUGUGGUUCCGUAAACUAUGUAGGAAACGCAGCCAAAAAUACACUGUGAAUGUGUAGGUCCGUAAUGUCCAGUGAAGAACAAAAAGAAGGAAGAUAAUUUAUUCAAAUUCAACCAUUUACUUUAUUUUCUUCAGCGAGUUUCAUUUAUUUAUUUGUCUCACAUUUCAGUAACUGAUGGACAUUGUGAAUAUUGAUGCAAUGGAUAACGAUGAUAUUACCAAAGCAUUUUUUUACUCAUAACAAAAGUAUCACAAAUAUAUUUAAGGACAAAUGUUUGAUUCAUAUGGAGAUGUUGUUGCACAUUUACAUUAAACUGUACUGAGGACCUUUGGGUCCAUGCAUUUCUCAGGUUUCUCUUUAUCAGAUUGAGAUGGCCUUCCAUCAGAUAUUUAUACAUGAUAUCUAAAGAUCGGAGAACUGUUAUUUACAUUAAAAAAUAUAUUGAAGGUUGUGGGUAAUAGAUGUUAGGUUAUGUGUGUUAAUAUUCAGACGAUGUGUCCACAGAUGUGUAUGUAGAUUACUUUAACAAGCAACUCUAAUUUUGCUUGUCAGUUUAGUGACCAUUACUUCACCACUGUUGUCAGUGCACUGGAUCCUGGAUGGCACUUUUACUGUGUUGCAGACUUACUUGAAAACACAAUAAAAAAACCCUGCAGAUAUGGUAUUGUGCAGUGAGGAAAAAGUGCAAGCAGAGAAAAAAGCAGCCUCACCUCUAUGACAAAAAUGGACAAUGAUGCUGUGGCUGAGGAUCAAAACAUAGCAUCACUGACUGAAACCUGAAGCAAUGUGGACUGAUGUUUCUUUACUUAUUGUGUUUUAUGUUGUUGCUGUAUAGAUACUCUCUUGACAGUCUGGGUGUACUGUGUAAGAUGCACUUUGUUUACUAUGAUAUUACAGCGAAAAAUAGACAAAAACUUUUUUAUGUAUGUAUUCUAAGCAAUACACCUGUUGUAAUGGCUGGAAAUUGUCUGAA
Plectropomus leopardus (leopard coralgrouper) is the source of this 2755-nucleotide messenger RNA. It is a transcript of the gene has1, whose product is annotated as hyaluronan synthase 1. NCBI's taxonomy places the organism in Eukaryota, Metazoa, Chordata, Actinopteri, Perciformes, Serranidae. Gene Ontology annotation, biological process: polysaccharide biosynthetic process; hyaluronan biosynthetic process; extracellular matrix assembly. Gene Ontology annotation, cellular component: plasma membrane. The record is from RefSeq and is a predicted model, not a curated record. Gene Ontology annotation, molecular function: hyaluronan synthase activity.